Molecule: messenger RNA, 603 nt
Organism: Stylonychia lemnae
Lineage: Eukaryota; Ciliophora; Spirotrichea; Sporadotrichida; Oxytrichidae
Source: the annotation of a GenBank genome assembly
AUGACAAGGCUUUAAGAAUAAAUGGAUACAGUCGAGAAAAGAAUCAAAAAGGUUGAGGCAGAUAUGAAGAGACUCCUUGCAGAGGCACUUUAAAAGAAGAAAUAGAAUGAUAAUAGAGGGGCCAUAUUUGCAUUGAAAAGAAAGAAGCUACUUGAAAAGGAAAUAGCAAAACUUGAUGGGUAAAUGACUCUUUUGGAAUCUUAAAGAAUGAUGAUUGAGACAAGUGUCAGUGAUACAUAAGUAUUCCAGACUUUGAUCAAAGGCACUACCAUGAUCGAACAUAUAUCCAAAUAAGUCAGCAUUGAUAAACUAGAAGAUAUCAAAGACAAAUUAGAUGAGUAGCAAUAAGAUAUGGAGGAAGUAUAGGACUUCUUUAUAAAAUCUAGUCAAGUUGAGAACGAAGAUGAACUUUUAGAUGAGCUGAAUGAGCUAGAAGCCUUUCAAGCAUAGGAGGAACUUGAUUAGAUUGAUAUCGGUAAAAGACCAAUUUUAGUAGGACCUAGUGCUGAAGAUCAAGGAAAAUCUAAAAAAAUAUCAAGUUAAAAUAUCAGUGAUUAGGAAUUAGAUGAUGAACUAAAAGAACUCGAGAGAUUAAUGGCUUGA